This is a messenger RNA of Malassezia sympodialis ATCC 42132, 1074 nucleotides long. RefSeq lists its product as uncharacterized. Lineage: Eukaryota; Fungi; Basidiomycota; Malasseziomycetes; Malasseziales; Malasseziaceae. Gene Ontology annotation, molecular function: cis-regulatory region sequence-specific DNA binding. The record is from RefSeq and is a predicted model, not a curated record. Gene Ontology annotation, cellular component: nucleus.
AUGUUCACUGACAUCCAUGCUCGUCCGAAUCAGCCAUGUAUCUUGGUACAUGCCACGGAUGAUUGGCCAUGCCAAACAUGGUCGCUUGACUAUAUUAAAGCACAUUGGGGCAAGCGGACGUUCCAGGCAGAAGCUAUGCGUGUAUUAGGUGGUGCCUACGUGGACUAUGCUCGCUCAGUCUCUGCGGGAAGUCCUAUGGGCGUGGGUGCAUGCUCUAUACCAGAUAUCUCGCCAUUCUAUCUGUUUGACUCGGAGGUGGCCUCCCAGGAACCGGAAGCCGCUUCAGCCUGGCGUGUCCCUGCUCUGGUAGGUCGAUGCGCCAUUGGUGCCAAGGGCGCAGGCAUCGAUCGUGAUAUUGACGAGCAUACUCGCGCCGAUCUUUUCUCUCUGUUUGGAGACAAGCGCCCUGAUUACCGUUGGCUCAUUGCAGGGCCAGCCCGCAGUGGGAGUGGAUGGCACAAAGACCCGAACAUGACGUCCGCAUGGAAUGCAGUCAUGCAUGGAACCAAGUUCUGGAUGAUGCUGCCGCCUACGACAACGCCACCAGGUGUUUUCGUUUCUAGCGAUCAAUCUGAAGUGACAGCACCAGCAAGUCUGAGCGAGUGGAUGCUCGAUUUUUAUGCAGAGACCAAGGAAAAACAUGGCCGUCGUGAGUGUGGUGGUGAUGGACAACUUCUUGAAGGUGUAUGCCAUGCAGGAGAAGUGAUGUAUGUCCCCAGUGGCUGGUGGCAUCUAGUGAUCAAUCUGGAUGAGUCGGUGGCUCUCACGCAAAAUUUUGUCAGUGUCAACGAGCUAUCAGCUGUGCUGGCAUUUAUGAAGUAUUCUCCCGAUCAAAUUAGUGGAUUCUGCACGGAUGUGAAUAAAGCCUCUGUCUUCGACGAGUUCUUUGCCAAACUCCGCGCUUAUGACACAGCACUAGCGGAGUCUUCUCUGGCCGCUAUGCCUAGACCCAAACGCUCAGAGCCCACACGAAGAGAUUGGCGCCAAAAGCUCUGCGAUACCGCAACUGAUACCCCUUGGACGCUUACAGACAUCGUGGAUACAGACGAACUUGGCGACGUGCCAUGGUCAUAG